Molecule: messenger RNA, 789 nt
Organism: Penicillium manginii
Lineage: Eukaryota; Fungi; Ascomycota; Eurotiomycetes; Eurotiales; Aspergillaceae
Exons: 1
Coding region: 1-789 (262 amino acids)
Source: RefSeq, a predicted model, not a curated record
AUGCAUACCGACACCCGUGAGGAUCAAUGGUGCAAAGAUGCCGAUUCCAAGCUCAUGAACUUUGGUGUUCUAUACUGCGUCGGAUGGAUUACUCCUGAUAAUCAAGACUUCGACACCAUUGAUCUGGUGUUCUCCUAUCCUUCAAACAAUCGCCGUCCGCCGAUAUCAAUGCAUUCCUAUCUUCGGCUGCGGCUUGAAAACAAGAUACCCCGAAACUUAUUGGUGUGCAGCCGGCCUCCACUCGGUGCCCGAUUCAAUCUCGCCCUGGGCCUCGCCCGCCUCUACGCUAAUUUCAUUUCGGUUGGUUAUCUUCACCGAGGGAUUAAUAGCCAUAACAUUCUCUUUUUUUCGAACGACAUUAAUCAGCCCUAUCUGGUAGGCGUAGCUGAAGCAAGACCUGACCAGAUUCCACACCAAUCGUCACUGCUGUCCACUGACUAUAUGGACCGCGAGCUAUACUGGCCAUGGUGCACUGUCACCAGAGAAUCCAGUACCGAGCCAAGUACUGCGUCGUGGUGUACUGCUACCGAUCUUUACGGCUUAGGAGUGGUCCUAGUAGAAAUUGGCCAUUGGCGUACGGCCAGCAAUAUCUGCGGCGACGCCAGUGUCCAGGAAUUCCAUGAGACCUUACUCCCUCGGGCGGUCGACAAACUCGGCUAUCUCAUGGGCGAUCUUUACCGAGACGUGGCGAGGUGGUGUUUUAAUGCCAAGAGGGAUAUAUUUGGCUUGCAGAUGUAUAAGCAAUACUCUGCGAUGGUUCUUGCGCAGUUGGAACGUUGUUCAGCCUAA